This is a messenger RNA of Hansenula ciferrii, 762 nucleotides long. RefSeq names its product Immunoglobulin A1 protease. Lineage: Eukaryota; Fungi; Ascomycota; Saccharomycetes; Phaffomycetales; Wickerhamomycetaceae. Bases 1 to 762 code for a protein of 253 amino acids. The transcript has a single exon. The record is from RefSeq and is a predicted model, not a curated record.
AUGAGUACAAAUAUAAGGAGUAAUAAUCCAUUUGCCAGUGAAGCAGAAGCAGAAAUCCAAUCUCAUAUUAGUCAAGAUUCAAAUUCAGGUAGAAUAUCAAGUAAUCCAACAGGGACUCCAGAUACAUCAAUAUUGGAAUCAAGUGUAACUACUGCAUCAUCAACAGCUGUUGAAUCAAACGGAACUAACAAUGCACCAAAUCCAAAUGGAAAUAUAUCAACAGAGAAUGGUGGUACCCGUGAACCAGACCCAAUCCCACAACAAAUCCAGCAUGAACCAUCAAAUGGCAAUUCAUUAACCACUAGCAAUGAAAACACAACACCACCAUGGGCCGGUGUUGAUGAUUCUGUUCCUGAUGAACCAUUACCUGCUUAUUCAGAAGUUGAUCCAAAUGCUAAUACACAACCACAACCAUCACAACCACAAAGUCAAUUUAGUACAAAUAAUACAUCAGGUCAGAUAUACAGCAGACCUCCAGGACCACCACCAGCUCCAUUAAGACCUUCAAGCGAAUCAUACCAAAGACCAUCACAUCCACCUCCACAUUUAUCAACUAAUUUCCAAAGACCACCAGGACCUCCACCAACUCAUCUUUCACCUGAACAAUUCUCUCCAAGAUUGCCACCACGUCCAACUUCUCCAAGAUUACCACCAAGACCUGAUAUGGCAGGAAGACCACCACCAAGAAGAAAUGUCUUCCCGGGGAGAGCUACUGCAACUUAUUCCAACACAGGUGCUCCACCACUACCACAUAGGGGUUAA